Messenger RNA from Brassica napus (rape), 3153 nucleotides. RefSeq names its product NAC domain-containing protein 5-like. NCBI's taxonomy places the organism in Eukaryota, Viridiplantae, Streptophyta, Magnoliopsida, Brassicales, Brassicaceae. The record is from RefSeq and is a predicted model, not a curated record. The transcript is spliced from 5 exons. Gene Ontology annotation, biological process: regulation of DNA-templated transcription. Gene Ontology annotation, molecular function: DNA binding. Bases 1545 to 3014 code for a protein of 489 amino acids.
CCGCGCGUAGCGCGGUUAAAAAAUCUAGUGUUAUUAAUAUAUGCUAAAAUCAGGUCUUGAGCAAUUUGCUAUGAUUAUUGAAUGAAACAUUGUCAAGCUAAGUGUUUUACUAUUUUGACCUUUUGAUUAUUCUACUGUUUCACUAACUCAUUAUGAUAUAUGUAUACAGUUCCAUUUUAGAAAUGUAAGGUAAACAAAGAAACGUGAUCAGUUUUUACUUAAGUAAAAUGCAUUGUAAUUAUAUAUUAAGGUAUAUAUAAACAUAUGAAAAUUAUUCUCAUUUAAGUGACUCAUCUCUAGUGUGUGUAUAUAGGCCUAUGUGUAUAUGUGUGUGUGUAUCUAGGCCUAUGUGUAUAUAUGCUUCUUUUGUGUUCCUUUGUAGUUUAAUAUUAUUCACUUUGAAUGCGUAUGUGAUUUUCUUUUUUUCUAAUUAUAAUAAAGAAUACAAAGUCUUUAUAUAGGCAUGACUCCUACGAUUAGAUAAAUACCAAAUAUUAAACGAUAAACUUAAAAACUAGAUAAAUCUUAUCUAAAACACCAUUAUCUUAAUCUAAUUAAUAUAAUUAAUUAGUUAAGAUAAUUAUAUAACUAAAUAUAGUAAAUAAAAUGUAAACAAUCCAUAUUUAUUUUCAAUAUGCGCUGCAUCUAUUACCAAUGCUAAAGUGUGGUGUUAGAAUUACUACGCCUAUAUGUAUAUAUAUAUAUAUAUAUAUAUCCAGAGACAUUCUAUAAUCGACGCUACUUCGAGGAAGCUUCUUGUCAUGAAUAAAAAGACGUGGGUUACUUGUUUGUUAUCACCGUAUCUAUAUCUAUAUAUGUGUGUUUUACUUUGUCUUGUUAUUGAUAAUGGACCUGUGGACGUUAACGUUACUUUAAAAAUGCCGAAGAAGAGGUCCUCAUCACUGAGUUCACAACAAAAUCUUGUUAAGUGUUGCCUUCAUCAUACUAUGUUGCUUUCGCGUCUCUCUUGACUUUAAAACUGUUGCAUGUUGUUUUAUCUUUGAACUUUUAAGGUCCCUAAAACCUUAUCUCUGUAUCUUUCUAGCAUUUAAAUUGAAAACCUUUUUUCAAAAAAAAAAAUGCCGAAGAAGAAUGUAUUUGCAUUUUGACCAAAAAGAAAAGAAUGUAUUUGCAUUUUACUUACUGCUUUUGUCACAUGACGAGUUCAUAUCUAUAGGUUCCAAUAUUUAGUUGAAAUGGUGGAUUCUCAUAUUGCAACUUGCAUAUUCUAUUUUUUCCGCUUUUUUAGUUUUUUUAUUAAAAGUAAGAAGUGACAAGUUCACCACGUGUUUACAUUCCACGUAUCUCCCACGAAAGAUAAGACGUCAUAUUUUACGUCACAACGGUACUUUAAUUAUUAUUGUUAUUUACUAUUAUUAUUUUUAAUUGCUUAUAAAUAAUACAAACCCCUUCCGCCUUUCACCUACAAUUAAUUUGCAGAAGAGAGAUCAACAAUGGAGAAAGAAGCUCUCUGCUGCAUAUUCUGAUUCUUCUUUCUUUUUUCGUUAUUUAUUAACUCAAAAGUCUUUCUUCAGCAUCACAAAAUGGUGGAUCCGGUGGGUUACAGAUUCCGUCCGACGGACGAGGAGAUCGUCGGACACUACGUGAGGCCAAAGAACCUCGAGAGUAACACGAGUCAUGUAGACGAAGUCAUGAACACAGUCGACAUAUAUAGCUUCGACCCAUGGGAGUUACCUUGCAAGUCGAGGAUAAAAUCGAGAGAUGAGGUUGUUUGGUACUUCUUCGGUUGUAAGAAACAAAUGCAUAACAACAAACAGAGGAGGAGCACCGCGUCUGGUUUUUGGAGUAAAACCGGCGAUACAACGCAAAUAAUCCGAAAGAAAGGAGAUCACGAGAAGAUUGGUGAGAAAAGGGUUUUUGUGUUUAAGUACAGUAGUAAGAUUCCCGGUGGGUCGAAAUCAAAAUCGAAAUCGAAAUCGAAAUCGAAAUCGAAAUCGAAAUCGAAAUCGGAUUGGGUUAUGCACGAAUACGUCGCUACGUUCUCGUCUCCUGACUCUCAGACGAUGAUGAUGACAUAUACAGUGUGUAAAGUAAUGUUUAAGGGUGACCCCACAGACUUACCUUCUUCUUCUUCCUCUGCUGCUGGUGAAAAUGAGCAUGAUCUCUCUUUGAUCCCUCAAUUGAACAGCAACAGUUCGGGGGGACUGAGUAAAGAGACAGAGGUACAGAACCCAGACCAGAUUACAAGUUCCGUCUCCUUAAUCCCUCAUGUGAACAACAAUUCGGGAGGACUGGUUGCCGAGACAGAGGUUGAGUACAGAGACAGAGGUGGUAGGUCACACCAGAUUACAAGUUCCAUCUCUUUAAUCCCUCAUUUGAACAACAACAAUUCUGGAGUACUGCUGAGUACAGAGACAGAGGUGGUAGGUCACUUCACAACCAUCUCCUUUUUGUGUUCUUCCAUUUCUCAUGAGUCUUCGUUUGAAUUACAGGAUCCACGUCUGUUUAGUAGCUUUCUUUAUUUGGAGGAAGAUGCUCGUAUCGAAGAUGCAACGCUCAGGGCUUUGAACUAUGAUGGUGCUAAGGAGGAUGAGGAGGAGGAGGAGCUUGUGAAUCUUUGGUCUAUGCAAGAGGAUCGCAAUGAUCACAGACCUAAAAUGCCACUGACCGGUUUCAUUAGCGAUGAUGAUGAUAGUGAUUCUGAGUCCCUAUAUGCAACAACGACAUGUUCCAUUAAAAGUUCGACCACUUGUGUUAGUUUUGCUAGCUCAAAUCCUCCCAUAGACCAAAUCAUUUACCUGCCAGAGUCCCCACGCUCAACAAUCGAGUCAGUGUCGUUAACUCAAGAGGUGAGCAAAGCUCUGGGAGCCAAUAGUGCUAUAUCUGAGAAGAAGAUGAGUCCUUGUGAUGAUGAUGCACAAGUAAGUGAGAUCGGAGGUGAUCAAAUGGGUCAGGAGAUGGUGAUCAAGCACAAAAGAGCUGGUUUCAUUUACAGGAUGAUACAAAAAUUCGCCAAGAAAAUCAAGCUAUGUUCUUGUGUCUCAAGAAUAUGAUGCACCAGUCAAUGAGAUCAAUUAAGAAUACAUUUGGUAUUUUCCAUGUAUGAGUUGAGUUAUGUCUUUCUUGUUUUGUAACUUUUUCGUAUUUUUAAUGUAUGUCCUAAUCUAAUAUAUAAAAGUGAAUUUGCUAUCA